CGAGCAUUCUUGUCCGACUCUCGAAUCUUCCUUGCCCUGUCUUGACUCAGAUACCAUCACCGACCCGCAAUCGUGAAAGACUCGCAGCUUUUGAAGGCUCAUUCGAAUGUCCGACCGUGCUCAGCUUUGAUCCGAAUAGGAUCAACUCGUGCGAAGGACCCACCCACGGCGGAAGCGACGACCGUCUCAUGGGAUGCACCUCCCCGCGAUUACCAACAUCUGACAUCUCAGUCCUGAGCACGAGAGCCGAGGCAGCAUGUCAUCGUAUCUGCAAUCUGUUCGCUCUUUUGCUGAGCGCAGGGCAAGAUCUUUGGUGGCUGUCGGUGCCUUCGUCGGCGGGGUGUAUGCUCUAGGCACAUAUGCGAUCUCCACACUUGCCGAAGCUCAGAAACGCAUGUCAGAUGAGAAACGGGACCGAGAAAACCUGAAGCGACGAUUCGCUCAGAAUCAGGACGAUGUCUCCUUCACAGUCUUGGCGCUGCUGCCAACACUGGCUGAUCAGCUGUGGUCGAGCAUGGAUGUGGAGGGCUUGACAGCAGAGCUACAAAAGAGCAGGGUUACUGCUACGCCUGCCCCUCUCGCAGCAAAGGAGGAGAUUAUUCAUGAAAAUAGCGAGAUGCCAUCGUACGCUGCAGCGGCGAGCACAAUAAAAGUCGAGGGAGACGACUUUGUCAAACCGCAAGCGGAAGAGAUACCGGUAGCUCCGACAAGCAACGACGAGGCAUCUGCCACGACGUUCCUACAUGGGGCAGCAGCGGCACGUACAAGUGACGAGCAGCCUUUGUCCAGCAGCAAGGGUGGGGUCGAGGGCAAUGCUCCAAACGGUAGCCCGUCAUACGAUGCUGGCUCGGAGGCCACUGAUGACGCCGCAGCCUCUGCGCGUCCCACUCUGCCAAAAGGUAACAGUAGCCUGGACUCCAUUUCGGAGCCCGCACCCCAGCCUAUCAAUCCCACCGCUCGUUUGACACCAAGUCCUCAACCGAGCACAUCAGCGACACCUCUGAGGUCACCGCCUUCGGAACAAGAAGGGGCCGCCGUGCAGAAUUCAGGAAUCGAUGGCCAUGCUGAGGCGUUCGCUCAAGCUAUUCAUGCCAACGAGGCGAGACCGUACGAUCUAGAGGGCAGCGCAGGCAAGGCUCCUAUCGUGGGAGGGGAACAGCAGCCGUUCGCCUCACAACAAUCGCAGCGUUCGGACACAGAAUUGGAAAAGGCGGCCAUGCCUUCGAUUGCAAAUUCAGAGCCGACCGAGCAUGAUGCUUCGGAGGAUAGGCGAGCGCACGAGGCGUCUGCUGCACAAGCCGCUUUGUUAGAGGAGCAGAGAAAAGCAGACGCUGCAGCGGAGAAAAAGGUCAAACUCGAGCUUUGGAACGAGCUGAAGAUCGCUGCGAUCUCAAGGACGGUUACCUCGCUAUAUGCUCUAGUCCUGCUAACACUGCAGACCUCAAUCCAACUGAACGUUCUCGGAAGGAGAGCCUACCUCGAAUCUGUAUCCUCAAUGUUUCCUCUGCCGCCAGCACCCAAGAAGGAAGGAGUACCGCACCGCAUCUUGUUGGAGCCCGGAGGACAAGGGACUGGGGCUGACGGUUGGGGCAGAUUUGAUGACGAACAUCAGGAUUCUGAUGACGAGGGAGAGAGCGCGAAUGACGAGCGAGCGAAGAAUGGAGCGGAAGAAACCGAGAGGCUCUUUCUCACUUUUAGCUGGUGGUUGCUGCAUCGAGGCUGGAAGGAGUUGGCUCAGACUGUGGAGACAGCCGUCAAGGAUGUGUUUGGCCCACUUGCCCUCAAAGCACCGCUCAUGCAUGGAGAGUUCAUUGAGCUGCUUCGCGAGGUCCGCAGCAAGGUCGAGUACGCAGAGAGAUCGUCAGAACGCGAAAUGAAGGAUAGCAUCAGCGAGCUGAAAAGCGAGCCCAGUGCUUUUAGCGGUGUCAGCUCUCUGCGAGGUGGCCGCGGCAGGCGGAAAAACUUCUUUUCAAUCUUGUUUCCGGCGACGGAAGACGAGGAGAUCGACGUGUUGCUGCAGGCAGGAGCGAUCGACUAUGCUGCUCCCUUGUCUCCCAGUCUGAGGUCACUCCUUGACGAAACGCACGAUCUAGUCUCGUCGCGAGACUUUAGAUCCGUCAUGCGGCUCUCUCUCGACCGCGUCUUCAAUGUCCUCGACGAAUCCUUGAGACCGACGUUUGGCGUGGCUCCUCGAGACGCUCCUAGCAACGUCGUCACCAGCUUGGAAGCUCCUGGCGGACGUUUUCAAGAACUUGGAGAAGUCGACGAUGAAGGCAAGCGGGUCAGACUCGCUGCUCUAUUCCCGGCCGUUGCCAGACAAAGUCAGCUGGCUGUGCACGCUGUUCCAAAUUCGUACGCAGACGCAUUGAGCGAUCUGAGCGAGCUGAAAGCAUUCUCUGCUGUAAUUUACACUGGUUGGGAUGCAUGACUCGACACGCAUGGACACGUCUUGAAACACAGUAAUGGAGCAUUUUUCUCGC
Molecule: messenger RNA, 2480 nt
Organism: Ceraceosorus guamensis
Lineage: Eukaryota; Fungi; Basidiomycota; Exobasidiomycetes; Ceraceosorales; Ceraceosoraceae
Product: Peroxin-3-domain-containing protein
Exons: 7
Coding region: 257-2428 (723 amino acids)
Biological process (GO): protein import into peroxisome membrane
Cellular component (GO): peroxisomal membrane
Molecular function (GO): protein-macromolecule adaptor activity
Source: RefSeq, a predicted model, not a curated record